AACAUUAUAUAGUUGACUGACCAAACCAACGACCACUACAUCUCUGUAUACUGUAAUAAGAAUCUGUAUCCACAGUUGAACUAAACCCAACUCAUCACACAAUCUUAAACAUAAUCAAGCAGACACAUUACCAUGAACAGAUUGAGCAAUGGCAUUCUGGACUUUGCAAACAUGGCAGUGUGCUCAGGUUUGCUUGUUACAGCUUACGACGCGAUCCCCGAGGUUUCGAGUCGUACACAGAAUGUUAGUUCAGUUAGUUACAAAGAUUAUGGUGGUGAAAGUGGAAGUGGUCCGAGAAUUAUAGCUUUUGUGAGUUGUGAGGGCAGAGGAGACAGUGAUUGUAAUAAUGAUGAUCAUGCUUUAGUUGAUUCGGGUUAUGAGAGGUUUCCGCUGUUUGUGUUGUUGAAUACCAAGGUGAAUCCUGUGGUUUCGAUUAGUAGAGCUGCGGUUCAACUGUUUGCGUCUGUUUUUGAUGAGCUGAGUUUACUCAAAGACCAGAUUGAUAUUAACCGUCCACUAAUUAUCACUGGACGCGCUCUAGGAGGAUCUGUAGCCUCUCUUUUCACCUUAUGGCUACUUGACACAAUUUAUUUGAAGACAGCGAAAACUCCCCUUUGUUUAACCUUUGGGUCACCCCUCCUUGGUGACAAUGCCCUCCAACAAGCGAUAUCUGAGCGUCCAACAUGGAUUUCAUGUUUUCUGCAUGUAAUUUCUAAUCAGGAUCCAGUUCUGAGAUACUUGGCAAAGGGACACAUGCCAUUUGGUGCAGCUCUCUUCAUCUCUGAGUCUGGAUGUGCCUGUUUUGAGGAUCCCCAGUCAAUACUGGAAUUAAUCAAGGCAACAAGCUUAGGAGAGCUCGAGGACUCACAAAUAAUUGAUUACGGAAGUAUGCUAAAAAAACUCAGGUAUAAUGCCAUUUGUCAAGGAAGAAAAGAAGAGGUGGAUACAUGUGAUAUCAGUGAUCCAGUACAAUGUGGAAUCACUUUGCAACUCCUAGCAAUUGGAGCUAUAGAGCCUGAGAACAGUGAGACGAGCCCUCUUAUCCCAAGAAUCAGAAGAAAUCUUGAGAUUUUUCAAAGGGGAAAGAAAAAUAAUUUUGAUCAAACAAAGAAGUUAAAUGAGGUCAAGAUAUACAUGGCUUACAUGGGAUGGUACAAGAAACUUUCAAAAAAUCAAGGAGGUUACUAUGAUUGUUACAAAACUGCAGAAUCCAAAAGUAUCAAGGAAGGGAAAACAAAAGAAGAAAUUGUCAGACACCAGAGAAUCCUGAACCAAUAUUGGAAACAUAUGGUUAAAGAAAUAGACCGAAUGCCAAAAAGAGAAGGAGCAAUAAACAUUCGUCCUCGCUUGUUGUAUGCUGGGACAAACUACAGACGGAUGGUUGAACCACUUGACAUAGCGGUGUACUAUAGACAAGGAAAAAAAGAUUACAUAAACAAGGGAAGAUCUCAGCACUACAAGUUAUUGGAGGAAUGGGAGAAAGGUAGUAGCAAACCAGCCGAGAGACACAAGGUUUCUAGUACAACAGAGGAUUCUUGCUUCUGGGCACAUGUUGAGGAGGCUCUUAUUGCCUGCAGGUACUUAACUGAAGAAAAUGACAGUAGUUCAGAAGUGAAGGAAUCAUGGCAUCAGAACUUACUAGAGUUUGAGGCUUAUGUGAUGGAUUUAAUAAGAAUGCAUACACUCUCUCCCGAGACAUUUCAGGAAGGAAGCAGCUUCUUGCAAUGGUGGAAAGAUUAUAAGAAAUUGAAAGGAAUUGGUUAUGAAUCUGAGCUCACAAACUUCAUGAACAAUCAGAAGGUAGGAAAUGACUUGUUAGUGUUUGAUGAGUACAAAGAGUUAUCUUAGUUCAUGGAGUUGUGUCUGCUGAUUAUGAUGCUUUCUUUCCAUGGAUUAUGGAUAUUAAUUAUCUUAUUCUGUAUUAGUAAUUGAUGAUCCUUUCAUGUGAGCUCUUUUUUGCUAA
Messenger RNA from Daucus carota subsp. sativus, 1963 nucleotides. RefSeq names its product senescence-associated carboxylesterase 101. The record is from RefSeq and is a predicted model, not a curated record. The coding region runs from base 133 to 1848 and encodes 571 amino acids. Gene Ontology annotation, biological process: defense response; lipid metabolic process. Gene Ontology annotation, molecular function: carboxylic ester hydrolase activity. NCBI's taxonomy places the organism in Eukaryota, Viridiplantae, Streptophyta, Magnoliopsida, Apiales, Apiaceae. The transcript has 4 exons.